Morone saxatilis (striped sea-bass) is the source of this 6366-nucleotide messenger RNA. RefSeq names its product myosin VIIAb (gene myo7ab). Bases 1 to 6303 code for a protein of 2100 amino acids. Gene Ontology annotation, molecular function: ATP binding; protein binding; cytoskeletal motor activity. Gene Ontology annotation, cellular component: myosin complex; cytoskeleton. The transcript has 46 exons. The record is from RefSeq and is a predicted model, not a curated record. NCBI's taxonomy places the organism in Eukaryota, Metazoa, Chordata, Actinopteri, Moronidae.
AUGGUCAUUCUGCAGCAGGGGGACUAUGUGUGGCUGGACCUUAAAACGGGCCGAGAGUUUGACGUCCCCGUGGGAGCCGUGGUCAAACUGUGCGACUCUGGUCAGAUCCAGGUUCUGGAUGAUGAAGGCAGGGAACACUGGAUUUCCCCUCAGAAUGCCACCAACAUCAAACCCAUGCACCCGACCUCCAUCCACGGGGUGGAGGACAUGAUCCGCCUGGGCGACCUCAACGAAGCCGGCAUCCUCCGCAACCUGCUCAUCCGCUACAACGAGCACGUCAUCUACACAUAUACAGGCUCAAUCCUGGUUGCAGUCAAUCCCUACCAGCUGCUCCCCAUCUAUACUCCAGACCAGAUCCGCCUCUACACCAAUAAGAAGAUUGGCGAGCUGCCGCCGCACAUAUUCGCCAUAGCAGACAACUGUUACUUCAACAUGCAGCGGAACAACAAGGACCAGUGCUGCAUCAUCAGCGGUGAGUCCGGAGCUGGGAAGACGGAGAGCACGAAGCUGAUUCUGCAGUUCCUGGCGGCCAUCAGUGGUCAACACUCCUGGAUAGAGCAGCAAGUCCUGGAGGCCACGCCCAUCCUGGAAGCCUUUGGCAACGCCAAGACCAUCCGCAACGACAACUCCAGUCGCUUUGGGAAGUAUAUCGACAUCCACUUCAACAAGCGAGGGGCCAUCGAAGGAGCCAAGAUAGAGCAGUACCUGCUGGAGAAGUCCCGUGUGUGUCGACAGGCUUCAGAUGAGAGGAACUACCAUGUGUUUUACUGUAUGCUGAAGGGGAUGGCCCCGGAGAUGAAGGCCAAGCUGGGCCUCGGCCUUGCCACAGACUACUCCUACCUCACCAUGGGUAACUGCACGGCGUGCGACGGUCGUGACGAUCUGAGGGAUUACUCCAGCAUCCUAUCAGCCAUGAAGGUCCUCAUGUUCACGGAGACUGAGAGCUGGGAGAUCUCCAAGCUGCUGGCUGCCAUCCUGCACAUGGGCAACCUGCGCUUCGAGGCUCGUACGUAUGACAACCUGGACGCCUGUGUGGUUGUGAGAUCUCCUGACCUGGUCACUGCUGCUUCACUCAUGGAGGUGGAGCCCAAGGACGUGAUGGUGUGUUUGACCACACGAACCCUGAUCACACGCGGUGAAAGUGUCGCCACGCCUCUCAGUGUGGAACAAGGCCUGGAUGUCAGGGACGCCUUCGUAAAGGGGAUCUACGGGCGGCUGUUCGUCUGGAUUGUGGAUAAGAUCAACGCGGCCAUAUUCAGACCACCUUCCUGCGAGAGCAACCUCAUUCGCAGGUCGAUCGGGUUGUUGGACAUCUUCGGUUUCGAGAACUUCAUCGUCAACAGUUUCGAACAGCUUUGCAUCAACUUCGCCAACGAGAACCUGCAGCAGUUCUUUGUUCGCCACGUCUUCAAACUGGAGCAGGAGGAGUACAACCUGGAGGACAUCAGCUGGCAGCACAUCGAGUUCACCGACAACCAGGACGCCCUGGACAUGAUCGCCAACAAACCCAUGAACAUCAUCUCCCUCAUUGACGAAGAGAGCAAGUUCCCUAAGGGAACUGAUGCUACAAUGCUGUAUAAGCUCAACUCACAGCACAAGCUCAACUCCAACUACAUCCGUCCUAAAAACAGCUACGAAACCCAGUUUGGUAUCCAACACUUUGCUGGCGUGGUGCAUUACGAGACCAGAGGGUUCCUGGAGAAAAACCGCGACAGCCUCCACACCGACAUCAUCCAGCUCGUCCACUCGUCCAAGAACAAGUUCAUCAAGCAGAUCUUCCAGGCUGACGUCGCCAUGGGCGUCGAGACGAGGAAGCGCUCUCCGACUCUGAGCAGUCAGUUCAAACGUUCCCUGGAGAUGCUGAUGAGGACGCUCAGUGUGUGUCAGCCGUUCUUCGUUCGCUGUAUAAAACCCAACGAGCUCAAAAAACCUCUGUUAUUCGACAGAGCGCUGUGUGUCCGUCAGCUGCGAUACUCCGGCAUGAUGGAGACCAUCAGGAUCAGGCGGGCCGGUUAUCCCAUCAGAUACACGUUUGCCGAGUUUGUGGAGCGUUACCGAGUACUCAUGCCUGGCAUCAAACCUGCUCACAUACAGGAAGACCUACGAGGGACCUGCCGGCAGAUAGUCCUGGCCCGGCUGGGGAAACACGACGACUGGCAGAUUGGAAAGACCAAGAUCUUCCUAAAGGAUCACCACGACAUGCAGCUGGAGAUCGAGAGGGACAAGGCCAUUACUGACAAGGUCAUCCUCAUCCAGAAGGCUGUGCGUGGACUUAAAGAGAGGACUAACUUCCUCAGACUGAAGAGUGCUGUGAUUGUUAUCCAGAAGGCCUGGAGAGGUUAUCGAUGCAGGAAGAAUUACCAAAUUAUGCAGUCUGGCUUCUUGCGCCUGCAGGCUGUCUACAGGUCGAGGAAGCACUACAGAAGCUACCGGACGACUCGCCUCCGCGUUACUCUCAUGCAAGCCCGUUGUCGUGGCUUCCUCAUCCGGCGGACAUUUUGGCGCCGUCUCCGUGCCGUGUUGACCCUUCAGGCCUACACCAGGGGCAUGAUAGCCAGACGCCUCUGCCAGAGGCUCAGGGCAGAGCUGCAGCAUCGCCAGGAAGCCGAGCGCCAGCGCCUGGCUGAGGAGGAGCAGCUGCGAAACCAGAUGACGGCUCGGCGGGCCAAGCUGGAGGCCGAGAGGAAACACCAGGAGAGGCUCAUCCAACUGGCCCAGCAGCAGGAGGAGAGGGAUAGGGAGGAGAAGGAGGAGGCGAGGAGGAAGAAGGAGCUGCUGGAGCAGAUGGAGAGGGAGAAGGAGCAGCCCGUGGAUCACUCGGAUAUGGUCGACCGCAUGUUUGGUUUCCUGGGGAACUCGGGGCCGUUGCCCAACCAGGACGGACAAGCACCAGCUGGGUUUGAAGACUUGGAGAACACUCCUCACGGCGAGGAAGCCGAAGAAGAGGUGAUGAACGAAGCUCCGCCGUUGCCUGACGAGGAGGAUGAGGAUUUGUCCGAGUACAAGUUCUCCAAGUUUGCGGCCACUUACUUCCAGGGUGUUUCCACUCACACGUACAUCAGACGACCUCUAAAACAACCGUUACUGUUCCACGAGGACGAAGGAGACCAGCUGGCUGCGUUAGCCGUGUGGAUCACCGUGUUGAGGUUCAUGGGAGACCUCCCGGAGCCAAAAUGCCAGCUGGUCAUCAACGACGGCAGCGAGAAGAUCCCGGUCAUGACCAAGAUCUACGAAACCCUCGGCAAGAGGACCUACAAGAGGGAGCUGCAGGAACUGCAGGUGGAGGGAGAGAACAGCUCCAUAGAAAGCCAGAAGAGGAACAGCGUCAGACAUAAACUUGUGUCUCUCACCCUGAAGAGGAAAUCAAAGAUCACUGAGGAGGUGACCAGGCGGUUGACAGAGGUUGACUACGGGCUCCAGGGCAACAGCAUGCUGGAGGACCGACCCACCUCCAACCUGGAGAAACUUCACUUCAUCAUCGGCAACGGCAUCUUACGGCCCGCUCUCAGGGAUGAAAUCUACUGUCAGAUCUGCAAACAGCUCACUCAGAAUCCGUCCAAGAGCAGCCACGCUCGAGGGUGGAUCCUGCUGUCGCUCUGCGUCGGCUGCUUCGCCCCCUCUGAGAAGUUUGUCAAAUAUUUAAGGACAUUUCUAAUCAACGGUCCCCCUGGUUAUGCUCCAUAUUGCGAGGAAAGAUUGAGGAGGACAUUUGUGAACCGCACAAGAACCCAGCCGCCGUCUUGGUUGGAAUUACAGGCCACUAAAUCCAAGAAGCCGAUCAUGCUUCCGGUAACGUUCAUGGACGGCACCACCAAGACUCUCCUGGCGGACUCGGCCACCACCGCCAGUGAGCUCUGCAACGCUCUAGCGGAAAAGAUCAACCUGAGAGAUCGCUUCGGCUUCUCGCUGUACAUCGCCCUGUUCGACAAGGUGUCGUCGCUGGGCAGUGGGAGCGACCACGUCAUGGACGCCGUCUCCCAGUGCGAGCAGUACGCGAAGGAACAGGGCGCCCAGGAGAGGAACGCCCCCUGGAGGUUGUUCUUCAGGAAGGAGAUCUUCAACCCCUGGCACAACCCAGCCGAGGACUACGUCGCCACCAACCUCAUCUACCAGCAGAUCGUCCGAGGGGUGAAAUUCGGAGAGUACCGCUGCGAGAGGGAGGAGGACCUGGCGGAGCUGGCCUCUCAGCAGUACUACGUGGAUUACGGCAGCGAGAUCCUCCAAGAUCGCCUCCUCAGCCUCAUCCCGUCAUACAUCCCCGAUAGAGAAAUCACCUCAACGAAGACUGCAGAGAAAUGGGUUCAGCUCAUCGUCAGCGCCCAUAAAAAGGGAUUACACACUAAAAGGAGGCUGAACACACAGAAGGUGAAGGAGGACGUGGUGGAUUUUGCUCGUUUAAAGUGGCCUUUACUCUUCUCGCGCUUCUACGAGGCCUUCAAAUUCUCAGGACCUAGUCUGCCCAAGAAUGACGUGAUCGUGGCGGUGAACUGGACCGGUGUUUACUUUGUGGACGAACAGGAGCAGGUCCUUCUGGAGCUCUCCUUCCCAGAGAUCACGGCUGUGUCCAGUAGCAGGAUUUAUCCUGCCCCCGGCUCAACUGUCACCCUAAGUCGUCACUGCGGUCCUGGUGAUGGUGGGCAGCACACGGUAGACGGCAGCUCGGCGGAAGUCGCCCCUCUGUUGGUCCUGUCCGUCCUGAACGCCGUGACGCCCAGCCAGAAGUUCAAUCACGUGCCUCGCCGUCGGGUUGGGACCCAGCCAGCAGUCGCCACCGCAUACCUGGACUUCUCGUCCAGACCCUCGAGAAACGGCGACCGACCAGAUCGCGGAUGUCCUCUGCGUGUUGGAGCGGAUGAAACCGUGUACUUCCCGCUCUCCUUGAUGGUGGCCAAAGUUGAAACUCUGGCCCUGCGUUUCCCCCUCCAUGGAAGAUCAAAGCCUCCUCCUAAGAGCACUCUGAGCAGGGUGAUGAUCUCUAAGUCCCGGGGGAAGGAGCGUCUGUGGAGCUGCACCAGGGAGCCCCUCAAACAGCCGCUGCUGAAGAAGGUCCUGGCCCACGAGGAGCUCUCCCAGGAGGCCUGCCUGGCAUUCUUGGCCGUGAUGAAGUAUAUGGGCGACUACCCGUCCAAACGGUACAGUGAGGAGAAGGGCUGGGAGCUGCUGUGGCUCUGCACUGGUUUGUUUCCUCCCAGUAACAUCCUGCUGCCUCACGUCCAGAAGUUCCUCCAGGCCAAGAAACACUAUCCGCUGGCUCCAGACUGCAUGCAGCGGCUACAGAAAGCCUUACGAAAUGGAUCCAGGAAGUAUCCUCCUCACCUGGUGGAGGUAGAGGCCAUCCAGCACAAAACCACUCAGAUCUUCCACAAAGUUUACUUCCCCGACGACUCAGACGAGGUGUUUGAAGUGGAGUCGAGCACGAAGGCCAAAGACUUCUGCCACAACAUCUCCGGACGUCUUCUGCUCAAAUCCUCCGAAGGCUUCAGUCUGUUUGUGAAGAUCACCGACAAGGUCAUCAGUGUGCCCGAUGGCGACUUCUUCUUCGACUUUGUGAGGCACCUGACCGACUGGAUCAAGAAAGCCAGACAUGUGAAAGAUGGUGUAGUGCCUUCACUGACGUAUCAGGUGUUCUUCAUGAAGAAGCUGUGGACUAACACCGUGCCAGGAAAAGACACCAUGGCCGACUCCACCUUCCACUACUACCAAGAGCUGCCAAAGUACCUGCGAGGCUACCACAAGUGUCCGAGGGAGGAGGUGCACCAGUUGGCGGCGCUGAUCUACAGGGUGAAGUUUGAGGACGACAAAUCCCACUUCCACAACAUUACCAAGGUCCUGAAGGAGCUCGUCCCUCAGGACCAGAUCAGACAUCUGUCCCCCGACGACUGGAAGAGGUCCAUCAUGUCGCUGUUCAACAAACACUCGGGAAAGACUCGAGAAGAAGCCAAACUCUCCUUCCUCAAAAUCAUUUACAAGUGGCCCACGUUUGGUUCCGCCUUUUUUGAAGUCAAGCAAACAACUGAUCCAAAUUACCCAGAAACCCUCCUGAUAGCAAUCAACAAACAUGGAGUCAGUCUCAUUGAUCCCAAAUCUAAGGACAUUCUCACCACUCACCCCUUCACCAAGAUCUCCAACUGGAGCAGCGGCAACACGUACUUCCACAUCACCAUCGGAAACCUGGUCCGAGGCAGCAAACUGCUGUGUGAAACCUCACUGGGCUAUAAAAUGGACGACCUCCUGACCUCUUACAUCAGCCAGAUGCUGACGACCAUGACCAAACAGCGAACCUCCCGGGGCAACAGCAAGUGAGCGGACGGCUGGAAACUCAUCGAUUACAAUCAAUAUGUUAAUCCUGCUUGCUCACACACACAC